AUGGACGUAAACUUCUCCGAGAAUAUUAUUUUUGUUACGGUGAAGAAGGCCAAGAGAAACAGCAUAAUAACAGUUCUUGAAAAUGUCCCAAAAGAUAGAAUGAAGGAUAUACUCGGUCUUUGUAAGGAGAAGUUUGGGUGCAGUGGCCACAUUUUGAUAGAGAACGGAAAAGAGUCUAUUGCGCUGCAAGGAGACCAGAAAUUCAAGAUUGACAAGACCAAAUGCACAAUUUUUAAUGGAUUUGAGAUCAAGAUGGGCAAACUAAAUGAAUAA
Messenger RNA from Vittaforma corneae ATCC 50505, 273 nucleotides. RefSeq lists its product as uncharacterized. Gene Ontology annotation, molecular function: translation initiation factor activity. The record is from RefSeq and is a predicted model, not a curated record. Bases 1 to 273 code for a protein of 90 amino acids. Gene Ontology annotation, biological process: translational initiation. The transcript has a single exon. NCBI's taxonomy places the organism in Eukaryota, Fungi, Microsporidia, Nosematidae.